Molecule: messenger RNA, 1618 nt
Organism: Dendroctonus ponderosae (mountain pine beetle)
Lineage: Eukaryota; Metazoa; Arthropoda; Insecta; Coleoptera; Curculionidae
Gene: Sil1
Product: nucleotide exchange factor Sil1
Exons: 2
Coding region: 366-1532 (388 amino acids)
Source: RefSeq, a predicted model, not a curated record
ACACAACAAUAUUUCAGCUAUGACAAUCUGAAGAAAAUUUCCCUACAUGCCAAAACCCAUGUGCCCCGAUUAUUUUUUAAUUUUGUUUAUAUCUGUUUGGUUGUUUAACUAUUCCCUACUACACUGGUUUUUCUGGAACCGGCUACGUGGCUUCUGUAUAGCGCCCAUAGAGUAAGUAAAAUAAGUAAAAAUUAUUUUACUUUCUCUAUGAUAGCGCCAUCUAAUGAUGGGUGAAUCUGAGGAGCAUGUUAACUUAGCUAGUAACAUAGUUUGAUAAUCUGUGUUGUUACCAAUGGUUACCAUUCUAUAUUCUGUGAGUGUCGACAAGUCUAAUAAAACCGUAAAACAAAACUUUAAAAUAGGAAAUGAGCGUUUAUUUGCAUGUCAUCGUAUGGGGAUGUUUACUUCGUUCUGGGCUCUGUUCCACAGUAGAAAAAACAAAACCAAAAGCACACAACAGAUUUGUUGCGACAAAAGAAUGGAAGACGAUUGAAGAAGGGCAAACGGUCCCAUCGGGCCUACAUUACAGACUAAAUUUAAAAAAUGGAAAGAAAGAAGCAAAACUCAUUGAUAGCGGUGGAAGCAUAGAGCAGCAUGGUCUAGCAAAGGAUGAUAGUAAACAAUCACAGAAUCUGAAGCAAAAUACAAUUCUGGUCGAUCGCUCUGCGGCAACGAAUGUUUAUGAGGAAGUGCAGCAGCAGCAGCUCCUCCAAGGGGACCAGCUAAGCAAUUUAUUCACGUACAUUGAAUUUGAGGAAAAAAAGAAACAAGUUGACGAAAAAGUGAUUGCAUCUCUUUUAUCAGAACUGCAGGUUUUAUGUUGCGAAGCCGAUAAUGCCGAUAACUUUUAUCGUAAAAACGGGAUUCAGAAAAUUAUUUAUAAACAUGUAAACUCAACUAAUAAAUCGACAAGGGAAGCAGCCUUAACAUUGUUUGCAACUGUAGCCGAUCACAGGCCAAUGGUGAAGAAACAUGUAGUGGAAACUGGCGGUCUAACGACAUUAUUGAGGUUGUUUUCCUUGGAAAAGCAUCCUGAUGUAAAACGCGCUGCGUUGAAAGUCCUUGGUGUCAUAAUCAGGAACUUUCCAGUUGCUCGAAACAAAUUCGUGGAACUGGGGGGCUUACAUGUAAUUACAGAGUCAUUCCCAACCCAACCGCUAAAGGACAAGGUGAAAAUGAUAACUCUCCUUUAUGAUCUGCUUAGUGAAAGGAGAGAGAAAAGCGCGGACUUGGACAAUGCUCUAUACAACCUUGGUUGGUGCACCAACUUUAACGAACUGUUCCAGGAAGUAGUAAUGGUCAAUAUACAGGACUUCGACAGCAUUGAAAAAUGUUUGCUCGUCAUGGAUUUAAUGGCGUCUAAAUGCAAAAAGUUCUACAAGAAUGAUGUGAGCUUUCAAUUGAACAGACAAUUUGCAUUGCUCGGAGAACUAGACGGAGACGAAGAUCAUUAUUUCAUAAAUCUGAGUACAUUAAUGUCGCGAUUGUUUGAGAGUUCUUCGAGCGACUUCGAAACCAACCGAGAGCUUUGAUCUUUGAUCGGUUUGCGUAUGAGUUAAAUCGGGGACCCGAAUGUGAAAAUAUAUGGAACAGCAAAUAGAAUUCUUUUAAUUGUUAA